GGAAGCGAUGAACAGCAGGCCCUUCACUGAUAAAGCCUUUGCACUUGGCUUGUGAUGGAGAGAGGAAAGGUCCGGAGGCAAUUGACUCCCGAUGGCUGUCAUGGAUAUGUAUCCACCGUGGUGGGCUCCUCCGGUGAGGCCGAUGCUCUCACCGACGGCUCGUGGAUGCAAGCCUUUGGGUUGGCCUUCCUCUCCAUCAAUUCCCUCACAGCCCUCUAUCGCUCCAGGGACGACCCUUGGAACGCAGCUUUCAUUCUCGCCUCCUAUCUCGUUCUGUUGGCACUCUUCCUCUGCCUCCGUCUCUUCGACAGCCCCCACCCGGACUCCCUUAAGAGGAGGGGAGCGCUUAAGUUGGCCGUGUGGACCCUCUCCACCACUCUCGUCGCCAUGUUCUCCUAUCGCGUCGCCGCCGUCAUGCCCUUUCCGGUCGCCAUCCUAGUGUGGUGCAUGUCCGGGCUCACCAUCUCCGGCAGCUUCUACGCUUUCUUCGUCCACCAGAGCCAGGAUGACGACUCUUGUGGCGCUCCAUCGAAGCCCUGCAAGGUGUGUGAUUCGUCGGUCAGGUGGGGGGUGGAUUUCGAGAGUGGCACGCCGAUCCGCGCGCGCGACAUGGAUAUGCCUGCCAAGUUGUCGUGCUCCACGUACGUACGGCCGGUCACGUAAGAAGACUGAACCCACGCUCCCUGAAUAAGUGUCGGUGUGGAGAUCUCGUCGUCUGGGUCCGCUCAUACGUACGUACAUCUGAUCGAUCUGCGGGAGGCUACGCCGUCACGCCUGACAUUUUUCCAGUGCAGUGCAUCCAACCAUAUGGCAUCAUCCUUCCGAUCGACGCUGAGAACACACUUCCGGCCUCAAGCAACAACCACAUCCGAAUCUUCUUCACUAAUAAAACACAUGUACCAGUCUUCUUUCAGCAAGAAACCAUCAUCAUCCUCUUGCGAUCGUAA
Messenger RNA from Musa acuminata AAA Group (dessert banana), 947 nucleotides. RefSeq lists its product as uncharacterized. The record is from RefSeq and is a predicted model, not a curated record. The transcript has a single exon. Lineage: Eukaryota; Viridiplantae; Streptophyta; Magnoliopsida; Zingiberales; Musaceae. Bases 55 to 663 code for a protein of 202 amino acids.